This is a messenger RNA of Mesocricetus auratus (golden hamster), 7008 nucleotides long. Its product is annotated as zinc finger protein 431-like. Lineage: Eukaryota; Metazoa; Chordata; Mammalia; Rodentia; Cricetidae. The transcript is spliced from 4 exons. Gene Ontology annotation, biological process: negative regulation of transcription by RNA polymerase II. The record is from RefSeq and is a predicted model, not a curated record. Bases 1181 to 2974 code for a protein of 597 amino acids. Gene Ontology annotation, molecular function: RNA polymerase II cis-regulatory region sequence-specific DNA binding; DNA-binding transcription repressor activity, RNA polymerase II-specific.
AUCAAUCCACAGCACGUUUGUGGUCUCUUCUCAUCAAGAUUUCAGGGGCCAUGUAUCCUAUUGUUCCACAAAAUGUGCAUGUGACUGUUCCAUCAUGAAUAGAUUCUUUGCAUAGUCCAAAGUCUGUUAGUUUCACAUGCCCUUGUUGAUUAAGCAUGAUGUUCUCCAACUUCAGGUUUCUGUAGAUAAUUCCAUCUUGAUGUAAAUUCCCCAACGCCAUGGAGACUGCAGCCAAGUAAAAGGAGGCUGUGUCUUUUAUGAAUAUUCCCUCUUUUUCUAACUGCGUAAAUAGUUCUCGUCCACUGAGAUAGUCAAGGAUGAGGUAGAGUUUUCCACUGGUCUGAAAGGCAUAGAUUAAAUUCACAAUGAAGGGAUGCUUUCCUACCUCCAGAAUAUUCUACUCUGCUUUUAUAUAUGAGCUGUAUCUUUAGCAUUUCUUAUUAUCAUUGUCAUUUUAAGCAUCUUCAUGGCAAAUUUCUUCCCAGUAUUUUUGUACUUGAAAAACCUUUCCAUAGCCCCCUUUACCAAGUACCCAAAGUAGCUCAAAACAUCUAGUCUGAUUUUUUUUUUCCUGGCCCUGUGUUCACACUAGUUUCUGUGAUUUCAAAUUUCUCGCUAUGUUUGAUGCCAAAUUCAUAAUGGUUCAACUCCCCCUUAGUCUGUGCCUUCGUUUAACUGACCCCUUGCCCUCCAGCUCAUCCUCAGAGCCUGAGUCCUCUGGCUGGUCCAUGUCUCUGUCAAACACUCCUGCUGUGUCCUCAGCUUCCCUGUCUUGGAAGUCAGGUGUAGGAGUCCAAGUGGUGAUUAGGUUUUCUAUUUGUAACAGUUUAAAAGAUUUUAAAAUUACUGACAUUUUUAUUUUUAUUUUUUCCAUUCUUCAGGAAAUUGCCAUACAUCUCUCUACUAUACUUUAAUUUGCUCAGAACAUUUAAUUAGUUGAGCAUGUCACCUCACACCUAGUAUUUUUGAGGCAGAGGCAGAGUUCAAGGCUAUCCUGAUCCAAAUAGUGAUUACUAUUUUGUCAUAUUACUUCUCUGUAUCUGUGCAUGUCUUGAAAUCUUGUGAGGCAAAGAGUGAUAGACUGAUGUUUCUGACCAAACAUUCCAUCUGUGGAGCGCGCAUGCCCAGUGCAUGAGUGGCAGUGAGAGGACAACUUGAGACUCGGUUCUUCUCAAGUGGGAUGCAAACUCAGGACACAGUGACCUAUGAGGAUGUGCAUGUGAACUUCACUCAUGAAGAGUGGGCUUUGCUGGAUCCUUCCCAGAAGAGUCUCUACAAAGAUGUGAUGCUGGAAACCUAUUGGAACCUCACUUCCAUAGGGUACAAAUGGAAUGACCACAGUAUUGAAGAGCAUUGUCAAAGUUCUGGAAGACACGGAAGGCAUAUCAACUGUCACUGUGGAUAUAGGCCAUGUGCACAUCAGGGACAUGGAAAGAAGGUUUCUACCUCUGUUUCUUCUGGAGCAAUUAGAAGAUAUGAUGUGGUCACUACUAUAAGAAAACAUAAUGACUGUGAUACAAGUUUCCACUCCCACUUUGGAGAAAGACAUUAUGAGACCAAGGAAGAUGGAAAUUCACUUGUCUAUACAGGUUCACUAUCUUCCAGUUCUUUUCAAAGACAUGAAGAAACUCAUUUGGGAAGAGGAAGUGAAAAAUGUGAGCUUUUUGCUAAAGCGUUUAGCCAUCACAGGUAUCUUCAAACACGCAAAAUAUCUAAUAAUGAUGAGAAUCUCUAUGAAUGUAAAGCAAUUAGAUAUGAUUCCUCUUUACAUCAAAGAACUCAUUUGGAAGAAAAGCCCUGUGAAUAUAAUCAAAAUGAUAAAGUCUCUGCAUAUCCCAGUCUUCAUCAAGUACACAGACCUCAUUCUGUAGUGAAAACCUGUGAAUAUCAGCAAUAUGAUAAAAUCUUUGCAAGUCCCAGUUAUCUUCAAAUAUGUAAAAGAAGGCAUAAUCGAGAGAAACCCUAUGGAUGUAAUCAAUGUGGUAAAGCCUUUGCAGAGAAGAGUAGUCUUCACCGGCAUGAAAAGAGUCAUACUGGAGAGAAACGCUAUGGAUGUAAUCAUUGUGGUAAAGCCUUUGCACACAAGUAUAAGCUUCUCAUUCAUGAAAGAAUUCAUAAUGGAGAGAAACCUUAUGAAUGUAGUCAAUGUGGUAAAGCCUUUGUAGAGAAGUGCAAUCUUCUCAGUCAUGUAAGAAGUCAUACUGGAGAGAAACCCUAUCAGUGUAAUCAAUGUGGUAAAGCUUUUGCUCACAAGAGUUCUCUUCACAAUCAUGUAAGAAUUCAUACUGGAGAGAAACCCUAUCAAUGUAAUCAAUGUGGUAAAACUUUUGCACAGAGGAGUUGUCUUUACAUACAUGAAAGAAUUCAUAAUAGAGAGAAACCCUAUGAAUGUAAUCAAUGUAGUAAAACCUUUACGCAGAAAGUUCAUCUUCGAAAUCAUGAAAGAAUACAUACUGGAGAGAAACCCUAUGAAUGUAGUCGAUGUGGUAAAACAUUUGCACAAAAGAGUAAUCUUCUCAGUCAUGACAGAACACAAAUUUGCAGGAAAUCUUAUGAAUAUAAUCCUAGUGCUAAAUCCUUUACACAGAAAAAUAAUCUUCUCAUUCAUGAAAGAAGUCAUGAAACUGAGAAACCGUAUGAAUGCAAUCUAUGUGGUAAAGCCUUUGCAAGGAAGAGUCAUCUUCACAGUCAUAAAAGAAUUCAUACUGGGGAGAAACCCUAUGUAUGUAAUCAAUGUGGUAAAGCCUUUGCACACAAUAGUCAUCUUCACAGUCAUGAAAGAAUUCAUACUGGAGAGAAACCCUAUGAAUGUAACCAAUGUGAUAAAGCAUUUUCAUGUAAAAGUCAUCUUCACAGGCAUGAAAGAAUUCAUAGUACAGAGAAAUCUUCUGGGUAUAAUCAAUGUGCUAGAGACUUCUCAAGUAACAUUCACCUUCAAAUAGAAGAAACCUCAUACUGGAGACAAGUUCUGUGAAUGCAAUCAGUGUGGUAAAGACUUUAUAUAGAACAGUUGUCUUCUGGCAAGAAAGAAAUCAGGUGACACUAACAUUAUGAAUCUAAUCAGCCUUUUCACAUUGAAGUAGUCUUCAAAAUCAAGAAGACAUUCAAACUGAUAAAAAUCCCCAUGAAAUUAAUAAAUGAUGCCAAGCCUUACAAUCCACAUGCAUUCCCCCCCCCAGAGUUAUCUCACUGCUGCUUCAGUAAGAUUAGUAGAGCCAUCCCAUAGGUAAAAUGUUCUGUUUUUCAAGUUGUAAACAUUAUAUGCAAGAACAACAGAAACACAUGAUAAUUUGAAUAAUAAAUGUAUUUGCAAUAGAAAAUGGUAUUUAUCCUGUUAUCCCAUUAUUUUUGGAUCAUGAUAUUUGAUUCUGAAGUUAAAUACUUCUAAUCAUAGUCUCAGAAACACAAAUGAAUGACAGAGAAGUUUAUUUGUGAGGAAAUGUGAUCACCAGAACUUUCAGUGAAUAUACAUCUGCCCUAUUGGAAUGCCAAAUUGGGUAGGGCCAACAGUCCAAUUUAAAACUUUGUUCAGUGAUUUCAGAUAUGCAAUAAAGACAGAUUCAGACCAAAAGAAACCUCUAAAUGUGUCACAGUAUGUUUGAAAACUUUUUGUAGGCUAAAAAAUUGGGUAUAGAGAGUUAUAAAAAGAAAUAAAUAGUUUUAGUCGAAGUCUGAAAGGAGAAAGUAGAAAUAAUAUAAGAUAAUAAAGCCACAUAAAGAUGAUAAAUACACAGGGAGUGUUGAUUGUAUAUAUUAUUUUGAAUUUUUAAUGACUUUUGGGUAAGAGACAGCUGCUGGGAGACAUGGAAUUAGAAAAGAUACCAACAUAAAUAUUUUUUAAAUGCCUUGUCUUUAAAACAAGUCAAAAAUAUAUUUGUAAAAUGUAAAUUAAAAGAUGGAUUACUUUGGAGAAGCAGUUUUGCCUUAAUUCCACAGGAAACAAGAGGCUGUAGAUUUGUUCCAGGUUAAGAUGGACCAGCUUUGGUCAAGGGAGACCUUUUGAACCCUGACAGAUGAUGUCUAUCAACACGGGUUACCACUGGUCCUCCCAGAACUUGUUCAUUAUCUCAAAAAUUUAUUAGGCACCCAAAGAUAUUUCAUCCACAGACAGCAGGUAGUAAUUUGCAUAAAACGACAUCUGCAUUCCAAAGAGUUGGGGUUUAUGGAUGGUCUUCGGUUAUUUGAUGGAUAAUGGAUGCUUGUUAUACUUAGGGGAAUAUAACAUGUAAAGAUCAUUAUUUAUCUCAUAUUUUCAUUGGCAUGCAUUUUUGUAUAUUGAUACAAAUUUAAGAGUAUUGUCAUCAUACUGCAUAUCUGUUUCUAUUUUUGCUUAAGACACUACCUAUACAUCUCAUGCCUAUAAAGGUUGUUUAAUUAUGCAAUAUGAAGUUUUAAUCCUUAAAAGCUAGUCAGGAUAAUGAAGAAUUUCAAGCUAUUAGUUACUCACGUCUGUCAAACUUGUAGUCAUGUCAGUUUUCAAGGUAAUACAAAGAUAUACUUCACAUGGGUAAUCUUCAAACACUUCAAAGACCUACAGAAUAUGGCAUUUAAAAUAUUUUAAGAGCUUAGACUUUUCUCAACCAUGAGACGUGUCUGCUCAUGACAAUACCAAUUAGCUCGGGAGAAUGAUGUGUAUCGAAGAAGCUCCUUAUGGAAUUUGCUUUCAAUGUGGCAGGGCUAGCCAUUUGAAUAAGAAACUGCUCUUGUCUGGACUGCUUGAUUGUAUGUUGUAUAAACUUAACAUAUAGGAUAGAUAAAAAAUGACUACCGAACUUGGCAAAACAAGAUGGGACAGUACUUCAGGGUUCCUACUUCAUGGAAGCGUCUGACAGACAUUCUGCAGGGCACAGAGAAAAAUGACUGACAAACUGCCAAUAUAGGUAGAACAGCUUCAAAUUUCCUGCUUUGCUGGCCUGUAGACUAAAGUUGGAUGCCUCAGUGCUACAGAACUCUGUCAUAUUUAGAGUUUUGAAAGUUGCUUACAAUUCACUUCUCAGUUUCAUGGGUAAUAUUGAAUCUUUCUGUGGUCUUUGAUGGAGUUGAACACUUAGUUAUAAUUAUAGUUUUCCUUUAGACUUGCAAAGAUAGAAUAGAGUAUUUCCUUUAAUUUUUCAAAUACAAAUAGACUAAAUAUUGUAACUGUAUCCUUUCUUUUUGAUUAGACAGAAACGGGGAAGUUAUGUGGUAUGUCCCUCUGUAUGCUGUCAAUAUAUUUUAUUGCCAUUGGUUAAUAAAGGAGCUGAUUUGGCCAAUAGCUGAACAAAAUAGAGCCAGAUGGGAAAUGUAAGCAGAGAUACAGGGAGAAGAAGUGUAGAGUCGGAGAGAUGCCAACCACCAAGAAAGCAAGGCGUGUAAAAAAUAAGGUAACUUCCUAGGCACAUGGCAAUACGUAGAUAUAUAAAAAUGAGUUAAUCUAGUUGUAUAGAGUAGUUAAUAAUCAGCCUGAGCUAAUAGGCCAAACAGUUUAUAACUAAUAUUAAUCCUCUGAGUGGCUGUUUUAAAAGUGGCUGCAGGACUGGGUGGGAUGAAAAGCCUCUAAUUACAGGAGCUACUAGUGCAGGUGUGGGUGGAACCCAGUAUAGGUUGGAGUACGGGGUCUGGGCAUCGUGCCAAACCACAAAAGCCAACUACAGAGUCAGCUGGUGGACCUGGCGUCCAGGCAUAAGAGGAUAGAAGAGUUCUUCCACGUGAGUGGCUCCUGCCAUUAGGCUCUCCUUAAGGUAUAUUUGUCCCAUGACCCUGUGUAUCUGUCUGCAUAUCUGUCCACACACAAAGGCAAGAAAAGGUGGUUGGAUUCCCUGGAACUUUGACAUUCAAGAUGUAUGCUGCCAUGUGGGGCUGGAAACUGAGCUGUGGUUUUUUGUUUUGUUUUGUUUUUUUUUUAAUAUAUUUGCCAGAGUCCAGCCCCAAUGGGGUUCAGGUCCCAAUGAGGAGGUAUAAAGUCGAUGAAGGAAGGAGAUUGACAGGAUCUGAGGGUGAAUUAGAAUAGCUGCUGGUUUAUUCUCAAAGACCUAUACCUUUUAUUCUCUACAAUUGCACAAUAGUCUAGCCAUAUGAUUCUAGGAUGAACGUGGCCAUCAACCCCAUCGUAGCAUUUUUACUAAGGCAAAAAGGUAUCUAAAUGCCUAUCUUGAUGUGAGCCCGUUGUUUCUACCCAGUGUGCUUUCAUCCUUGUGACCAGGUGUCGCCAGUUCUCUCUGUUCUUGGUGUAAUGGGAGACACAAUGUGGAUUCUUGUGUGGGAGUCGGCAGAGUUAUCACAGUAUAUGGUUCUAUGGUGAUGGAGAUUUUUCCCAAAGAAUUACUUUGUUUAAAGAGACUGUCAUUUUAUAUAUCCUUAUUCUCCACUGAAGCCCACACAAAAUUUCCUGAAGGAAAAGGUAUAAGGAAACUCCCAUAACACAUAGUGAGAACUAUUAAAAAUGAAAUUAAAAAAUGCUGGAGGAUUGUGGUCUGCAAUGUUAAAAUACUGGAACUUAGUGAAGCAGCAAUGUUCUCUGUGUGCUCCACACCAGGCACUGAACUGUGGAACCAUCUCAAGAUUGUUUUUAUCUCUUUCUUAAGGUUUAGUUCAUUAUUCUUGUCUUUGUGCAUGCACAUGCAGAGUGUAAUUUGGAAUCAGAUGACAGCCUAUGUGAUGCAGUCCUCUCCUCCUACCAUGUGGAUUGUAAGAACCAAACCAUAUCCAUCAGUCUUGGUUGCAAGUCUUGGUCUAUUUUUGUUAGUCAUUGCUUUUGAUGUUUUCUUUUUGAAACAGGCUCAUAAAUUUCAGGCUGACUUUAAAAUCAUAAUGCUUCUGCCUUCACUUCCUAAUGCUAGAAUGAUUGGUUUCAGUAUCAUGCCCUCCUAUGCAGAGGCCUGGUGAAUGCUGACCUUUUGCUCUACUGGAUGAAACCAAUCUGAGCUGAAAAAAUUGAUGUAGCUGACAUUUUGAUACAAUGGUCUACACUGAGACCUCAUCUCAAAAUCAAACAAAAACUGCAAAGAAAUAAAAAAUUUUUGUUAAAUA